This is a messenger RNA of Notechis scutatus (mainland tiger snake), 4391 nucleotides long. It is a transcript of the gene SLC25A36, whose product is annotated as solute carrier family 25 member 36. NCBI's taxonomy places the organism in Eukaryota, Metazoa, Chordata, Lepidosauria, Squamata, Elapidae. Gene Ontology annotation, biological process: pyrimidine nucleotide import into mitochondrion. Gene Ontology annotation, molecular function: pyrimidine nucleotide transmembrane transporter activity. Gene Ontology annotation, cellular component: mitochondrion. The record is from RefSeq and is a predicted model, not a curated record.
CCUUUAAGCAAUCACAGAGGAAGGAAGUGUCCAACACUGUCUCCUGCUCUUCCUCUCCCCCUCCCGACCGCCGGAGAAAAGAAUGAGAGAGAAUGAGCUGGAAAGAUACCGCGAUCCAUUUAUUUGCUGGAGGAUGUGGAGGCACAGUAGCUGCAAUCCUGACAUGUCCACUAGAAGUUCUGAAAACACGAUUGCAAUCUUCAUCUAUUACUCUCUACAUUUCUGAAGUUCAGCUGAAUACUGUGAAUGGUGCAAGUGUUAAUCGAGUUUCUCCACGGGCUUUCCAUUGCUUUAAGAUGAUCUUACAAAAUGAAGGUCCCCGGUCAUUUUUCAGAGGACUAGGUCCUAACUUGGUAGGCGUGGCUCCAUCCAGAGCGCUAUAUUUUGCAACUUACUCCAAGUCCAAAGAAAUUAUGAAUAACAUAUUUGAGCCAGAUUCUACUCAAGUACAUAUGACCUCAGCUGGAGUGGCAGGUUUUACUGCAAUCACCAUAACUAAUCCAAUUUGGUUAGUAAAGACACGAUUACAACUUGAUGCAAGGAAUCGUGGAGAAAGGCGGAUGAAUGCUUUUGAAUGUGUACGCAAAGUUUAUCGGUCAGAUGGAAUUAAAGGUUUUUACCGAGGGAUGUCUGCCUCUUACGCAGGCAUAUCAGAGACUGUUAUUCAUUUUGUUAUUUAUGAGAAUAUUAAACAAAAAAUCUUGGAAUGUAAUUCUGCUUCUGGGAUGGAUAAAGAGGAUGAGCCUGUCAAAAAAGCAUCUGAUUUUGUUAGUAUGAUGGCAGCUGCAGCCACUUCCAAAACCUGUGCUACAUCUAUAGCCUAUCCACAUGAGGUUGUACGAACAAGACUACGAGAAGAAGGAACAAAGUACCGAUCCUUUUUCCAGACGCUGUCAUUGCUUAUGCAAGAAGAAGGCUAUAGUUCUUUCUACCGUGGCCUAGCCACACAUUUAAUAAGACAAAUACCAAACACGGCUAUAAUGAUGACUACCUAUGAAGUGGUAGUCUACUUGCUCAAUAGACAGCAGCACUACUAUCUGACUAUAGGGAAAUGAAAGACCAAAAAUUUGCAACGGACCAUAAACAUUCUGAAUGACAGAGAGCAGCUAUACACACACACACACAUAUAUAUAUAUCAUCCAGGUAUAUCACCCAUAUAUCAACUAUAUCCAUAUGUGGACAAAGUGGAAGACUUGAUAGGCAAUCAUUUACACUUCUCCUGGCUUGUUAUAUGGUAUUUCUUGCAAGUUGUUCUUGAGGACUGCAUUUAAUAUGUCAUACUUCAGUUGCAAUUUCCUCUUAACAUGUUAACUUUUUUACUUCUAUGCAGCGAGCAGAGAAGGCUUGGUGUAAGGAAGUUUUAACUUUUUAGUGCAAGGUGUAAAUCCAUUACUGGCUGUAGAGUUAUGUUCUCCUAAAGCAGUUUGAAGGCUAUGUCAGGAUAAACCUGAUUCAUGCUCGUAUCCAAAAGUCCAUUUUGCAAUUGAAAUAAAAUGAAAGGUGAAGAUUUACAUUAAGCUUCCCAUUUUACUACCUCAGUGGGUUUCAGGAGCAAAUGUAAAUCCCUAAAUCCCUCUAAAAACAUAGAAAUCUUCAUUUGUAUAAAUGGGGGCAGGACAGAAAGAACAAAAUUCUAAUAAUUUUAACAACUAACCCUGGGAUUCAGUGUGCUGUAGGUGCAUAUUUUAAUAACCUACUUAUUUUUGCUGUACAAAUAGAAGAAUGUUAAGAUCUGCGUAAGAUUUACUUCUGUUCUCCUGUAUGAAUCCUAUUAGAUGAAUCCUGAUGAAUCCUAGUAGGACUUAAAAGUAUUUCUAGAUUGUGUUAUUUUGAACCGAGAAUGAACCAACCCUUGAAUAGUGGCAAAUAAUUUAAUAAUUCAGCAUUAUGUUAGACUUCAGCAAACUGAAUUAUUGUAAGAGUUACUUCACCUGAGCUAAAAUCUGCAUCAACUAAAUGCCAAACUUCACUAUACUUCAAGACCGUAUCAAAAAAAAAUGCUAAUGGAAUUAACUGAAGAAAUAACAUUUUAUUAUUUGCUUAAUUUCUGGUGCAUUGUGCAGAACUUGAAAAAUGAAUGUUUCUUUUUUUCCCCCUCAAAGUAUAAUCCUUAAAAUUUAUUUUAACAUUUAUACAAUAUCAUUUGCUAUAAUUUAAUAGUUGGUUUUCACUAAGGCAUAGUAACUUUGUUGUCUUUAACAAACACUAUUCACAGUAUUACAAGUAACCUGUUUUAGUGUUAUAUAAUUAAUAUAAAAAUCCUACAUUCAGUUUUUUAACUACAGCCCUUCUGUUCCAAGCAAAUUUUCUGCCUAUGUAUUACUGUUUUCUAAUUGAAUAUUUGCAUAUUUUUAUUUGCAAAUUUAGCUAGUGAUACCAAGAAACAAGCUUGUGAAUUCAUUUGCGGGUAUUUAGUUCAAAGAAAAUAUUCUAAAAAUGUGUAUCAUUAGUGCAUUUGAUUUUUUUAUUUAAGAAAAUUAAAAAAUUGUAAUGGUGCAAUCCUACUCUUGCCUAUUCAGAAGUUACAAAGAAUGUAGAAAGAUUUAUUUCUAAGUCAGUUGUUUCUAAAUAGAAUUAUAGCUGAAAGGCAACUGGCUUAAAUCAUGGUUAGUUCCCUUUAUUGUAUAUAUUUUGUUACUGUAUAAUACAGAGAAGUGAAACAUAGGGGCACGAGGAAGGCGUAAAAUUUAUUUCUAUAAAUUGUUCAAUUUUUUUAUUGCAGGCUACUUUAAAAUAUUGCAGGGAUACUGAGAAUAUAGCCAACUGUCAAAAUAGUUUCUCCCAGGCUAUUCUGUAGCAGAUAUGUUUCCUAUAGACUUGCAAUAUUUAGUUUGAUGGUUGUAUUAAAAUGUACCUCUUGUUACAAAUCAUUCUGCUGGACCUUUUUAGCAGAAAAUAAUUUUCUUUAAUGAGACUGAUCUUGUUAUGCAUGUAGUCCUUGAUUUACGAACACAUUUGGGGCUGAAAUUUUGAUUGCUAACCAAAGUUAUUAAGCAAAUCUGGCUUCUCCCAUUGACUUACUUAUUGGAAGCUUGCUAGGGGGUUGCAAAUCAUGAUCACACGACUGUAGGAUACUGCCUCUGUUGUAAAUGUGAGCCUGUUACCAAGUGCUCAAAUUGUGAUCAGGUGACUUGCACGGAUGAUGUGAUGUUGUAAAUUCAAGGACAUACUAUAAAUCAUUUUUUUCAGCACCAUUGUAACUUCAAACUAUCAUUAAAUGAAUGGUCAUAAGUUGAGGACUACCUGUAUUAAUAUACAUGACACAUACAAUUAUUAGUUGAAGAUGAAUGAAGAAAACUUAUCAUUAAAGGAAUGGAUUCCCCAACAAAUUUCUUGCUUGUAAAUAUUACUGACAAAGAUGUUAUUAGUAGUAAACAAUAGGCUAUACAUGUUUGCUGUCUUAAAUGAUAAAAUUGAGUAAUAUUACUUUGUUAUGAAGAAAUUUCUAGAAAAAUAGACUUCAUGUAUUUCUAUUUCUACACUCAGGUAGAUUCAGAUAACCAAGUCCCCCUCCCCUCCAAAUGUGCAAUCACCAUUAACACCAUAUGAUAGCAUUCCAACAACAAUCGCCAAAGGUGAUGAGUCAGAGAACUUUGGGGCAAGCUUAAAAUGUAGGUAAAAUCAUGAUUACUUACUAACUCUAAUCUGACAAGUCUUUAAAAAUGAAUAUUUCAAAAUCAUAAGCUGUUCUAAGCAUGCCAGCUUUAUGAACCCACAUUUCUAUUGUUCAUUAUAAAGUAGAUCCCACUCAGUACAUGAUCAUGCGGUAUUCUGAUCGUGCAGUUGCUUAAGGCACAUAUGACUUUGCUAGAUGAACAAAGUCUCUUAGCUAGCAUUUAUUUGGGCAUAAUUCAAAACAAUAUAAACUUCUUUGGUAAAAUUUUUAUACUCUGCCUUCAGAAAAAUGCAUUUAUGAUGGAUAUAUUAAUUAGGGAUGUGAUGAAGUAAUAAAGUCAUCCUAAGUAUUUUUACUGUCAUUGUCAUUUCAUAUAUGCUGUGACAUGAGUGGUGGAAUAUCUAGGUUCAAAGGAGAAAUAGUUAUAUCUGUGUGUGUGUAUGUAUGUUGUGCUUGUCAGCAAUUCUUUAUAAACAACGUCAUUGUUCCCUUCUUAAGGCAGUGACUACAGAAUCCCAGAAAAAAUUACAUUAAUUUAACAAGGUAUGGACAAUUGUAACUUUCUUUUUGCAUCCUGAUUCCUUGUAGUUUUUUUUAAUUAGUGCAUUACUUGCUAAACAUGAAUCUGAAAGGUACUUGUUUGCUUUAGUCCAGCAUUUCUCAACUUCUACAGUUUUAAGAUAUGUGGACUUCAACUCCCAGGAUUCCCAAGCCAACAUGUUGGUUGGAGAACUCUGAUCAGUGAAAUCUUUACAUCUUAAAAGUUGCUGAGAUU